This is a messenger RNA of Amorphotheca resinae ATCC 22711, 957 nucleotides long. RefSeq lists its product as hypothetical. Gene Ontology annotation, biological process: translation; ribosomal small subunit assembly. Bases 63 to 707 code for a protein of 214 amino acids. The record is from RefSeq and is a predicted model, not a curated record. Lineage: Eukaryota; Fungi; Ascomycota; Leotiomycetes; Helotiales; Amorphothecaceae. Gene Ontology annotation, molecular function: rRNA binding; mRNA binding; structural constituent of ribosome. The transcript has 5 exons. Gene Ontology annotation, cellular component: cytosolic small ribosomal subunit; ribosome.
CGACCGCAUCUCGAACCUCGAAAAUCCAAACCACCACGAACCCUCAACGUCAGAUCGCAAUCAUGUCUGACAGCGGAGAAGUCGAAGUCGAGGCCGUCCAGGGCUACCAGGUUCUGCCAAAGGAGGUCACUGAGGAGAUUGGAAGCAUCAAGCUUUUCAACAAGUGGAGCUACGAGGAUGUCGAGAUCCGUGACAUCUCCUUGACCGACUACAUCCAGAUCCGCGCCCCAGUCUACAUCUCCCACACUGCCGGCCGAUAUGCCCAAAAGCGAUUCCGAAAGGCACAAUGCCCAAUCAUUGAGCGUCUCACCAACUCGCUCAUGAUGAACGGUCGCAACAACGGAAAGAAGCUCAUGGCGGUCCGCAUUGUUGACCACGCCUUCGAGAUCAUCCACAUCAUGACCGACCAAAACCCCAUCCAAGUCGCCGUCGACGCCAUCGUCAACUGUGGCCCACGUGAAGAUUCCACCCGUAUCGGUAGCGCCGGUACCGUCCGUCGUCAAGCCGUCGAUGUCUCCCCUCUCCGCCGUGUCAACCAAGCCAUUGCCCUCCUCACCAUUGGCGCGCGUGAAGCCGCCUUCCGAAACGUGAAGUCUGUUGCUGAGUGUCUGGCGGAAGAGCUGAUCAACGCGGCGAAGGGAAGCUCCAACUCAUACGCCAUCAAGAAGAAGGACGAGCUGGAGCGUGUGAUGAGGAUCGAAUGCUAGGCUAUGACAAUCAAUCAAACAUUGAGAUUGCACGACACAUGGUUCCUCUGAGUGUGAUGUCUGUCUGAACGGGUGCGGAGCUGAUCACGGCAUACCGAUAUACAACAACCUCCUCUCCCCCCUUAACCACUAAAUGUCCAUCCGUCAAUCCAUUAGAUAGCAAUCACUAUGUUAUAAAGAUCAUACAUUACCAACCAUCCCCACCCCACCCCUUCACCAUCUCAUACAUCCACUGUACUCUACUUCCUGC